GAGCAUGGCCCAGCUGGGCGCCAUCGCGGCUCUCUCCCUCAGCUUCCUCGCCGCCGCCUUCCUCUCGGCCAUCCACAAGAUCGAGGAGGGGCACAUCGGCGUCUAUUACCGCGGCGGGGCGUUGCUGACCUCCACCAGCGGGCCCGGCUUCCACCUCAUGCUGCCCUUCAUCACGUCCUACAAGUCAGUGCAGACCACGCUGCAGACAGAUGAGGUGAAAAAUGUUCCUUGUGGUACCAGUGGAGGAGUGAUGAUUUAUUUUGACAGAAUUGAGGUGGUGAAUUUCCUCAUCCAGAGUGCAGUAUACGACAUAGUGAAGAACUACACUGCUGACUAUGACAAAGCUCUCAUCUUCAACAAGAUUCACCAUGAGCUGAACCAGUUCUGCAGUGUCCACACGCUGCAGGAGGUCUACAUUGAGCUGUUUGAUCAGAUUGAUGAAAACCUUAAACUGGCCUUGCAGCAAGACCUAACCACAAUGGCCCCUGGAUUAAUUAUACAGGCAGUUCGAGUUACAAAGCCAAACAUCCCUGAAACAAUCCGGAGGAAUUAUGAGCUCAUGGAGAGUGAGAAGACAAAGCUGCUGAUUGCAGCACAGAAGCAGAAGGUGGUGGAGAAGGAAGCGGAGACAGAAAGGAAGAAAGCCCUCAUCGAGGCAGAAAAAAUUGCACAAGUUGCUGAAAUAACUUAUGGACAGAAAGUGAUGGAAAAGGAAACGGAGAAGCGGAUUUCAGAGAUUGAAGAUGCUGCAUUUCUUGCAAGAGAGAAGGCAAGAGCUGAUGCUGAAUGCUACACUGCUAUGAAAGUAGCUGAGGCUAACAAGCUGAAGUUAACUCCUGAGUACUUGCAGCUGAUGAAAUACAAAGCUAUUGCAGCAAACAGCAAGAUAUAUUUUGGCAAAGAUAUUCCCAACAUGUUCAUGGACUAUGCGGGAAGCCAGACCAAGUUUGCAGAGGGACUGGCAGAAGGAAUCCAAGAAGAGGAUGGGGCAGGAACCAGUGAGGACACAAAACUACUUCAUAAUGUCAACUGAAAAGAAAGAUUUCUAUUCGUUUUAUAUCAAAAGAAACAUGAACUGGGAAGCUCCUUUUUGUUUUCCCCCUUUCCUGUACUGAAAGAGAUGAAUCAGACUUAAUCCUUUCAAUCUUUUGUAUGACAAUUAGACACAAAGACUUUGGUAUUUACGGGGUGUUUUUUCUGGUAACUUCUAAGCAGCCAGCUCCAGGUACGUCCUCGAGAUGCACCUCUCCCUGCUCUUGGACUUAUAGACCAAAUUAUUCUGGAGAGGCUAGCUAGACUAUCUGUUCUGCAGCCAGCUUAGAUGGGUACUUAAUUUUGGAUUGAGGUGGUUCGUAGCAAGGGGAAGUAAAGACACUUUGAGGUUUUGGAGGGAGGGAAUUGCUGCUACAACUUGUUCCUUUGGGUUUUUUUUUUCUUGUUGGAAAUUUCGAGUACUUUAUUUCAAACCCCUUUUAAAAAAAGGUGCUAGACUUUUGUACACUACGCGUGUCUGCUUGAAGGCCCGGACCUUGUCCACAUGGCAGGUUACUGCCCGUUGUGUGGCACGCUGGGACGAUCUGACGGCCUGUGUCUAUGCUCCAGGUCCGUCCUGAGUGCAGAGUGUAGCAAAUGCACAAAACCACCUUUUACUGAGGUCUGAGCCAACGUGUUUUGCCUUGGUAGGGCAGCUGAGACCACGUGCACAGUGAGUUACAGAAGUUCAGCUGAAAUCCUGCAGGUUACCUAGUUACCGUGGGGGGAUCUAAGCCUUAGACCAUGUGUCACGCAGGUAGUGACCCAAACUGUUCAUUUUCUGCAUCUUAACACUGGUUUGUUUUCCAUUUGUCAUAUUUGGGGAGGGCAAAGGGGAGUCUGUAUUUUGAGGCUUUUUCCAGCAGUUUAGCUGCUAGGUGAGGGCUGUAGGCAUGCUGAUGGAGGCGGUGUCCUGCCAGUGGAUAAUUAGACUUGAUUUUCAGUGAAACCAGACUGCAAGCACGGUACUUGUCACAGCCUACGUAGUUAGAAAAACUAGGGAGAAAAGAAUUUUUGUCUCAGGGACCCUGACUUUGCAAAAAGCCUUGCUGGUGAGUAACUGCUUGAAUGACUAGUCCCACGGUCAUUACAGUACGCUAUCUGCCUCUGCAAGACCAAUUGGUUUUCAGUGUUUACAGUGUCUUAUUAGAAAGAGGACAUUCAGGUAAACUGAAAUGAAUGGAACCGAGUUACUGUUGGUUUGGGGUUUUUUUUUCUGAAUAGACCUUGUGAAAGGAAGAUGUACUAGUAGCAAAGGACACAAAACAUCAUACUGAAAAGUCACAGGGCAAAGAAAGGAACCUCUUGUCUCUGAACUGUCCAAAGAUAAAUUUUCCUUUUUCGCUCAGAACAGUGCUAUAUAACAUACCUUUCACUUCAGAAAACUGAUUAAUUCUUCACAUACCAGCUGCAAAGAGGUAAUAGGGUUUUGUUUUACACACAUGCAAAACUUGAGGGGGUGUUAAAGACAAAAGUUCAGGCCGAGAGAGAACGUUUUUUUUUCUCUCCCUAAUCCAUCUGCCACUUGGCAGGAGAGCCUGUUUAUUAAUUGCUGUUAUAAUCUGCGGCCAACGUACUAAUAUGAGGUGAUGCAAGUGUAAGUGCUAACUUAGUUGUCAGAGACCAGCCUAUUGCAUUUACAAUCUUGUGCCCCAAAUGCUUGCUACCUACUACACUUGGUUUCACUACUCUUCAGUGUUUUAAAUAUGCAUUAGUCUUUUUAAUAAGGCGAUCACACUAAGAAAUCUGAUGAAUCUCAGCUGCUGGUUCCAGUAUUUUUACUUAAUUUUUCUUUUCCCUGUUAGGAGAGUGACUAUUGAUACUUGAAAAUGCAAAAUAAAAAAAUAAGCAUCAGUUUCUGCUGGGGAAAAAUCCCAUCUCCUAUGUGUCGUCUUUGUAUUCGUUGGAAAAUACGAGCUAAGGGAAGUUCCAUCUCCAGACCUAUGUACUACAUUACACAACACAGCAGUCAAAAAAUUGCAUUAAUAGGUAGGCUGUAAUAUUACUGACUUUUUAUAAAUAGGUCUCUGCAGGAAGAUUAUGAACAGGGAAUAGCAGAAACUUAGCAAUGAGGUAAUAGUACCUAAACCUUUGAGGAUGAUCUCAUUUGGGAUUGUUCUACGUUCACGUUAGAGAUUUCCAUCAGUAACUAAAACCUACUUUUUACGCAAGUAUUUUUCACUAAUGAAAAGACCCAAAUAAGCCAAAGUGGUAUUAUAAAGUAUGUUUUUGUAUGACUUCAUAGUAAGACAAUAGUUUGGAAUAAAUAGGUCUUAAUGAUUUUUUAAAUUGAAAACAUUACUGCUAAAGUAUUCUUGUAAUUUAGUUAAAUUGUAAUCAGAGUAAAAAAGCAAAAACAAAGUUGGAAUCAUACCAGUCUUCACAAGCCAAAAUCCAUUGUUGCGUUUUCAUUCAGGUUUCUUCAUUAUAUGUAUAAUUUCCUUAAUUUUCCAGAGCAGAUCUGUCACUACAUUAUUCCAGCUAUCUCUUUAACUGAUAUUUUGUCCUAUUUCCAUAAUCUGAAAUCUUGAAAUGAAGAUCUGAAUUUUAAAAUCACUCUGUAUAACAAAGAAAAUACAGGUUUGUGGCACUGCUGAUACCUGAAAAUUGCUGGCGGGAGCAUGGUAAUGCUUUACCAGUACAGUCUUUGAUCUUCUUAUGUAUUGAAUUAAAAGCCUUUUUAUUUUGGUAUUUGCUAUGACAAUAAAAUGGCCUUCAAUUUUA
This is a messenger RNA of Gymnogyps californianus (California condor), 3756 nucleotides long. It is a transcript of the gene ERLIN2, whose product is annotated as ER lipid raft associated 2. Gene Ontology annotation, biological process: SREBP signaling pathway. The record is from RefSeq and is a predicted model, not a curated record. Gene Ontology annotation, cellular component: endoplasmic reticulum; endoplasmic reticulum membrane. Gene Ontology annotation, molecular function: cholesterol binding; ubiquitin protein ligase binding. Lineage: Eukaryota; Metazoa; Chordata; Aves; Accipitriformes; Cathartidae. The coding region runs from base 5 to 1033 and encodes 342 amino acids. The transcript has 11 exons.